Molecule: messenger RNA, 872 nt
Organism: Oncorhynchus tshawytscha (Chinook salmon)
Lineage: Eukaryota; Metazoa; Chordata; Actinopteri; Salmoniformes; Salmonidae
Product: zinc finger protein 239-like
Exons: 3
Coding region: 1-723 (240 amino acids)
Biological process (GO): regulation of transcription by RNA polymerase II
Molecular function (GO): RNA polymerase II cis-regulatory region sequence-specific DNA binding; DNA-binding transcription factor activity, RNA polymerase II-specific
Source: RefSeq, a predicted model, not a curated record
AUGUGUUCAUUGAGCUGCUCUCCCCUGAUAAAGAAGAGAGGUCUGCUGGACGGAGAAAGAGGGUCUGAAGAGGUGACUGUCACAUUGAAAGAGGAGGAGACAGGAGAUCUGAUUAAGACCCUAGAGAGACCAGACUCUCCCUCUGACAGCGGGAAGAGUCCUUCAGGGGAACCAGACCCAGAGACGCCCAAACCAGCCAAACGACAUCACUGCUCGCACUGCGGAAAGAGUUUUACUAAGUUACGAAACCUAAAAGAGCAUGAGAGGACACACACAGGAGAAAAGCCUUUCCACUGCUCCCAGUGUGGAAACUGUUUUAGUCAGUUAGGGAGCCUGAAAAUACACCAGAGAAUACACUCUGGAGAGAAGCCUUAUCACUGCUCCCAUUGUGGAUUGACUUUUACCUGGUUAGGGAGCCUGAAGUCACAUGAGAGAAUACACACAGGAGAAAAGCCCUACCACUGUUCCCACUGUGGAAAGAGUUUUAGGUGGUUAGAAGGCCUGACAAAGCAUGAGAGGACACACACAGGAGAAAAGCCCUACCAAUGCUUCCACUGUGGAAAGAGUUUUACUCAGUUGGGGAACCUGAAAUCACAUCAGAGGAUACAUACACAGGAGGAGAAGACAUACCACUGCUCUAAUUGUGGAAAGACAUUUUCCCGGGCAGAGGACCUGAAAUCACAUGAGAGAAUAGAGAGGCUGUGUUCUGACUUGUGUUUUUGAUUGAGAAUUUGUGUUUUUGUUCAUGCCAAAUGAAAUCGUAUUGUUUAUUUGAAAUCAUUUUUAAAAAAAGAGCUUUACUUUUGUUUUAGUUUUUUCAUCUGGAGACCUGAUCAUGUCUAAAAUCAAAUCAAAUAUUUUAAAAUAUGUUU